Eruca vesicaria subsp. sativa (arugula) is the source of this 634-nucleotide messenger RNA. NCBI's taxonomy places the organism in Eukaryota, Viridiplantae, Streptophyta, Magnoliopsida, Brassicales, Brassicaceae. The record is from the annotation of a GenBank genome assembly.
CUGAUUCUCCGGCGUAACGGCUUCUCCACCACUUCGAUUCAUCAAAGCCUCAUUACUAUAACACUCCAAUGGCGUCUUAACGAUUUAAUUCCACCAGAUUCACCCUAUAUAUCUUAUGUCUCUCACGAACUUCUUCUCCAAUUCCGAUCCGAGGAUAACGAUUCUUGGCCAGACAUAUAUCAUGUUGUGAUCCAUUGCUUCCAAUAAGGCGAGAGCAAGCGGAAGAGGUAGGCUUAAAACUCCUAAAGAAAGAUCCUGCAUGUAAAGGAGAGUAAGGAAAACUAUUACAUAAUCAGACAGAGGUUCCAUGCGAACACUGAGGUCCGGAGUUUGUCUGUGCAGAAGCAACUCCAAAGAUAUUCUUCUCUCUCCCUCUAAGAAAAGGUACAAACUUCCGAGAUCAUUCAUCCGGAACAGUUCUCUUCCCUUUGCACAACAGUCUGCAGCAACAGUCACCAUGGGAAAGCAACAAAAGAGGAGAACAACAUCAACCAUGGAGUCUGAGAAGCAGGCAAUACAGAUAUCUCAGUACAAUAGAUACACCAGACAUACAAAUCUGUUACAGGCCACCACUGGAAUAGGAGUUGCAGCAGCGGCUGCAGCAGCUGCUCCUGGUGGUUCUGCUCACCGUUAA